This is a messenger RNA of Rhodamnia argentea, 1203 nucleotides long. RefSeq names its product cationic peroxidase 1-like. The record is from RefSeq and is a predicted model, not a curated record. Gene Ontology annotation, molecular function: heme binding; peroxidase activity. The transcript has 4 exons. Bases 130 to 1092 code for a protein of 320 amino acids. Lineage: Eukaryota; Viridiplantae; Streptophyta; Magnoliopsida; Myrtales; Myrtaceae. Gene Ontology annotation, biological process: response to oxidative stress; hydrogen peroxide catabolic process.
AAGCGCAACACGGACACAGAAACACACCACACGCACGCCCACCAAGCUUUGUGCUUCUUCUUCUCCUUCGUUUAUCUUCUUCUUCUUCUUCUUCUUCUUCUUCUUCACUGAGACUCAGAACUCCAAGCCAUGGCUUGUGAGAGCUCUUCUGCCAAACCCGCCUUCUUCUUGUCCUUGCUGUGUUUCCUCCUCGGAAUGGCCUCGGCUCAGCUGUCCGGCACUUUCUACUCCUCAUCCUGCCCCAGCGCCCUCUCCACCAUCAAAUCCGCUGUGAGCUCCGCGGUCUCGAGUGAGGCUCGCAUGGGCGCCUCGCUGCUCCGCCUCCACUUCCACGAUUGCUUCGUCAACGGAUGCGACGGGUCGAUCUUGCUGGACGACACGGCGAACUUCACUGGGGAGAAGAACGCCGCCCCGAACGCCAACUCCGUGCGGGGGUUCGACGUGAUCGACACGAUCAAGUCCCAACUGGAGAGCAAGUGCCCCGGUGUCGUGUCCUGCGCCGACAUCGUGGCCGUCGCCGCCCGAGAUUCCGUUGUUGCCUUAGGCGGUUCGAGUUGGACGGUCUUGCUAGGAAGAAGAGACUCGACCACUGCAAGCCAAAGUGCUGCUAAUGCCAACAUUCCUGCCCCAACUUUGAGCCUUAGUGGCCUCAUCUCUGCCUUCUCUAACAAAGGCUUCACUGCCAAAGAGAUGGUGGCACUUUCGGGGUCGCACACGAUAGGUCAAGCCCGAUGCACGGUUUUCCGGGCCCGGCUUUACAACGAAAACAACAUCAACGCCACGUUCGCGACCUCCCUCAAAGCGAGCUGCCCGAGCUCCGGAGGCGACAACAAUCUCUCCCCCCUCGACACCACGAGCCCGACGUCCUUCGACAACGCCUACUUCAAGAACUUGCAGAUCCAGAAGGGUCUUCUUCACUCGGACCAGCAAUUGUUCAGCGGCGGCUCCACGGACGCUCAAGUGAACGCUUACAGCGGCAACGCGGCUACUUUCAAGACGGAUUUUGCCAACGCCAUGGUGAAGAUGGGUAACCUCAGCCCGCUCACCGGCUCGAACGGUCAGAUUAGGAAGAACUGCAGGAGAGUCAACUGAUGAUUCUUCUUCUAGGUUUUACCUUUUGCUGUCUUUGAGGUUUUGGAUUUUGUGUUGCAUCUCUUACGUUCUCAAGUUCACUUCGAUAAUAAAAGGUUUCACCUUGUUGUC